UUUGGUAUGUCUUGUCUAAGUAUUUAUUUUUGGGAGGGCGGAGGGAAGGGAUUAGGAUACUCAGUGUACUAUUGUGUUUGCAUGUUUACCCAAUGGUGUUGGUUAUUGUACAUGCUUCGAAAGUGAUGCACAGAAGAAUAUUUGGAGGUUUGUGUUGCAGUGUGUAUAAAGAGAGUCAGACUUCACAUGUUUAAUGAAGAGUUAGUAGUUUUAGAUGAUAUUCAAUAAGAAACAAACACGUUUGGAACAAUUUAAUCAACAUCACUUGCGUGUGGGGUAGGGUGUUUUAUGAUCAGUGCGAGUGCCAAAAAUAAAUUCCCUUCGCAAAAACCGUUAAACCAUUAAGGUUUUAUCCUGGACUGAUAACACAACUGUUCCUCUUAUAAUGUUUACUUAAGCUCCCUGUACGAUCAGAUCAUCGGUGACAACUGUGGAAAUUCACCUUACCUGAGAGCACAUUUUUAUCUCUUGACACAUUAAAAAAAAUCAAAACAUGAGCAUCAGCUUUUACAAAGAAGGAAAAACAAUAUCAGACGUGAGAUCAUACAGGGAAGAAGGUGUGGUUUACUACAUAGGUUUACACAGUAGCUGCAGGUGUAGACUUGUUAUGAGCACAUUCUUCGUGUCAUACAUGCCACGCCCGGCUGACUCCACUUUAACAAAAAAAUCUAUGAUGUAUAAUGAUAUGUAUGAGGGUAAAGUUUUAUUAGGUGUUGUGAAAUCAUUGCUCAACAGUCCUAAGUUCACUGACAACCCCAGAUCAAGUUUUACGUCUCUAACGUUACCUGAUUAUGUAUUUGAAGAAGUCAUAGUCACAUAAAGAAAAGGUUGAGAUCUAAACACACCUAUAGCAGUUCAGAAAUGUUUGUAAUCUAGUAGAAAGCUCAACUACAUCAUUAUUCAAAUUUCAAAAAUACGAGUACAAAAACAAAGCAGCAACGUGAGGACUUUGCACCCGCCCUCCUGCUCCACGGAGGCACCUCCCUUUGAGUUUGUGGUGGAGUCUCAAUCUUUUCAGACAGCUGCCUGCUGGAUCUCUGGUUUACGAGCAUGCAAGAGCAGAGGAAAACUUCAGAAGCUUAAGAGUAACGCCCCCCAGGGCAGCAGCAGGAACACACAGGAAAACAAGAAAGAAGAAAAAAGAAGAAGCACUCGACUGUUCGCGAAGUUGGCACAUGAUCCUUCUUUCAAAAAAACAUUUCUGCUUCAGAGGACAACUGGACUGUGGAGGACCACUUUUUGUUGGACAGUGAAGGACUUUGGAUACUGAUGCAAGUAUUUUUAUAUGGAGUUACUGUGUACUUUCAUGUCGCUGCGGUCUAUAACAUAAAACCACACAAACGGAACUUUUCUUCUGCAUUUCAGUACUGUUUUUUCUACCCAACGGAAAUGUCAUUGUUCCUGCCUGCUGCACAUGGUUGGAUUAACACGUUGCUUUAAAUGACCAACAAGUAAAGGAGGACAACUUUUUCCAUCACUGUGUUAGGCUCCAAACUUUCCAGGUUUAAAAAUGUAUAACAACUCUACACAAGCUCUACAAGACACCACCACACUGAACAUUCAAAAUCACUGUAACAAGAGUGAUGAUUUCAAGUACACACUGUACAGCUGCGUUUUCAGCUUGGUGUUUGUGAUUGGACUUCUCUUCAACAUGGUGGCAGUUUAUAUUUUUGCCUGUAACCUGAAACUGCGGAAUGAGACCACGACAUACAUGAUAAACCUCGUCGUCUCGGACUCUCUCUUCGUCCUCAGCCUGCCUUUUCGGAUCGUUUACUUUGUUAAACGCGAUUGGAUGUUUGGAAAUGAGUUGUGCAAGAUCUCUGUGGCCUUGUUCUACACCAACAUGUAUGGCAGCAUCCUCUUCCUCACCUGCAUCAGUGUUGACCGUUUCCUGGCCAUUGUGCACCCGUUUCGGUCCCAAGCUAUUCGUACCAAGAGGAAUGCCAAAUUGGCCUGCUGCACAGUUUGGGUGAUGGUUCUUUCUGGAAGUAUUCCCACUGGGUUUCUUUUGGAUACCACUUCACCCAAAAAUGCCAACUCAAGCUACUGCUUUGAAAACUACUCCAAAAAACAGUGGAAGGCUGAGCUGUCCAAGGUGGUGGUGUUCAUCGAAACUGUGGGCUUCAUCAUCCCUUUGAUGAUCAAUGUCUUCUGCUCCGUCAUGGUGCUACGGACGUUGAGGAAACCCCAAACUCUCAAUCGUGGGGGAAGCCUCAACAAGGCCAAAAUCUUGAGGAUGAUCAUCGUGCAUCUGCUCAUCUUCUGCUUCUGUUUCAUCCCCUACAACAUCAAUCUCAUGUUCUACGCCAUGGUACGCUCCAAUAUCCUAAAAGGAUGCACCGCUGAAUAUGUGGUCAGAACCAUCUACCCCAUCGCUCUGUGCAUAGCGGUGACCAACUGCUGUUUUGAUCCGGUCAUUUACUACUUCACGUCGGAGACGAUUCAGAGCUCCAUCAAACGCAAGUCCACAGCAUGGAAUAACGGUGUCAAGCUGUUUCAAAGACUACAGAUGGACAGCUUGCAAAGCAACCAUAGCGUUUAGACUAAAACUAAUUGUCGUUCAGAGUGAAAAUGUUUGUUGUAGUGUAAAUACCCUUUACCAGGGUUGAAAGUCACAGCUCACAAGUGUAAAACUGUCAGGAAAUGAAUUCAUAAUGUGUUUCACUCAAAAUGACAGGUGUGUAAGCCAUAGUCACGUACAUGGUGCUGCAAAUGAUGAUCAGCUUUUGCACAGGAGACAUUGUAAUUGUAGUUUUAGCUCUUUUAGGAAGGCUCUACUUCAGCAAUGCUGAACCAGUGUUACAACUCUGUUUAUGUACCGUAGUGUGCAGUUUCUAAAUAGCCUCACUUGAGCUUUUAAGCACUUUAUAGAGCAACAUGUUCUAUAACAGCUUUCUUUAUAAUGAAAGUGAAUAAAAGUCAAUAACUUCAAAAAGGUUUUCGAGUUUGAGAUACUUUGUUGAGUUGUGAAAUAUGUGACUGCAAAAGAGGGUAUUACCUCGACCUACUAGUCAUACAGGUACUAGCAGCUGCAGCUACAGGUACUGCAGUUGGCCAAUGCCAUGAAUGCACAAUGAGUCAAUAAAAUUCAAACUGUAGAUCACAGGUGUGGUCAAUAUUUGACUGCUGAAAGGACUGCCAAAGGACUUAUCUAUAAUGAAUGGUCAUAUCUUUGUG
Messenger RNA from Larimichthys crocea (large yellow croaker), 3177 nucleotides. RefSeq names its product lysophosphatidic acid receptor 6b (gene lpar6b). The transcript has a single exon. The record is from RefSeq and is a predicted model, not a curated record. Gene Ontology annotation, molecular function: lysophosphatidic acid receptor activity. Bases 1511 to 2542 code for a protein of 343 amino acids. Lineage: Eukaryota; Metazoa; Chordata; Actinopteri; Sciaenidae. Gene Ontology annotation, cellular component: plasma membrane. Gene Ontology annotation, biological process: positive regulation of Rho protein signal transduction; phospholipase C-activating G protein-coupled receptor signaling pathway.